Molecule: messenger RNA, 1936 nt
Organism: Corticium candelabrum
Lineage: Eukaryota; Metazoa; Porifera; Homoscleromorpha; Homosclerophorida; Plakinidae
Product: unconventional myosin-If-like
Exons: 13
Coding region: 158-1723 (521 amino acids)
Biological process (GO): actin filament organization; vesicle transport along actin filament
Cellular component (GO): myosin complex; actin cytoskeleton; vesicle
Molecular function (GO): ATP binding; actin filament binding; microfilament motor activity
Source: RefSeq, a predicted model, not a curated record
CCAAAUAGAAAUUAUGCAUCAACCAAUGUUAUAUUUGUAAUUUAGCUCAUUCAUUGUUGGACUGUUUCCUGAUGACACCAAAGCAGAACAUAGAGGUCGACCUACAACUGCUGGCACUAAAAUCAGAAGUCAGGCAAACCUAUUGGUAGAUAAGCUUAUGCAGUGUACACCACACUACAUUCGUUGCAUCAAACCUAAUGAAACAAAGAAAGCACAUGACUGGGAAGGAGACAGAGUGAAACAUCAAGUUGAAUAUCUUGGUUUGAAAGAGAACAUUCGAGUUCGUCGAGCUGGCUUUGCAUACAGAAGACCAUUUGAAAAAUUUUUGAGAAGGUAUGCCGUGUUGACACAAGAAACAUUUCCUGAAUGGAGAGGUCCUGUUGUGCAGGGCAUCCAACAUUUAAUGAAUUCAGUCAACAUGGAACCAGAUCAGUGGCAGCUUGGCAAAUCAAAAGUGUUUGUGAAGAACCCUGAAUCGCUGUUCCUAUUGGAAGAAGUGCGAGAGAGGAAGUAUGAUUUCUAUGCAAGAGUGUUGCAGAAAGCAUGGAGGAGAUUUCAUUCCGAUAUCUUCUUUAAUAAUCUAAAGAAGAAAGCAUCCAAUUUAGUACUGAAUCGGAAAGAGCGUCGACAUGGAACAAUCAAUAGGAAUUUCUUUGGUGAUUAUUUGGGAUUGGAGCAUAACCCAGCUGUUCGAUCUCUUCUUGGCAAAAGGGAGAAAAUUGAAUUUGCUUUAACAGUCAACAAGUAUGAUCGAAGAUUUAAAUGUGCAAAGCGAGAUCUCAUUGUGACUCCACAGUUUGUGUACUUAGUUGGUAGAGAAAAGAUUACAAAAGGGCCACAGAAAGGUCAGGUUGUAGAUGUAGUUAAAAGAAAACUUUCAAUGGAAGAGAUUUCUUCUCUGUCACUCAGUCCAUACCAAGAUGACUUUGUCGUGUUGCACACUGGAGAUUAUGACACUGUGAUGGAGAUGGUCUUCAAGACAGAGUUUCUCAAUGUUUUGUCAUCGCAGUAUCAGCGUCAAACAGACAAAUCAUUGCGGAUCAGCUUUAAUGCAACAGUCCCAUUUCAUGUGAAGAAACAAGGGUUUGGUGGCGGUGGCAAGAAGGCUGUUACUUUCCAGAAGGGAGGACAGUCGGAGUUUGCAACACACAGAACAGCAGGAGGAAAAUUGGUUGUCACUGUAGCAGAUGGACUACCAAACAAUACAACACCAGGACAGACUUUGCCACGACGUGGUUCAGGGUAUGUAGCACUUACCAAAAAGCACAGACCGACAGCUGGCGGUGGGAGGCCUAGACCUAACGUUCAGAGAGGGCCUGUACAGGCACAGGUAGCUGCUACUCAGGAAAGAGGCAGCCUAAAGCGACGUAACACAAUGGAACGUGCUCCCAACAUGCCACGUGGAGGUCAGAAACAAGUAGCAAACAGAAAGAGCAAAGAAUUCAACCCAAGCUUCUUGCAAGUGGCUCAACCUGGGGCAGGAAUGAUGCAUGGACGUAAAGCAGCACCAAACCCUGCUCGGAGUAGACCGCCUCCUCCUCCACCACCAUCACUACCUAAAUGCAAAGCUAUUUACCCGUAUGAGGCUCAGGACACAGAUGAACUCACGUUCAGUGUAGGAGAUAUUAUUGAGAUUGUGAAGAAAGAUGACAGUGGCUGGUGGACUGGUCGUUUUCAUGCCCGAGAAGGCCUGUUUCCUAACAACUACAUUGAACUGAUAUAAGUGAGAGGUAGUGGACAGUUUGGUGACCAAAUGAAAUAUUUUCUCUACCCACGUGAUGUGUGACAUGUUCAUCAUGCAUUAUGACUAUUGACUGUUCUUGCUAAGCAUUUUGGUAGAGUCGUGUUAAUUCGUUUUAUGAAAUAUGUAUCAACUAGCUAAUUUGGUUGCUGUGGUUUGCUAGGACAUAUUAAAUUGUUAGUACUUUCAUUCUAA